AGGACUCGCCGCUGCCCGCGCCCCGCCGCCGCUGCUGCCCCCAGCCCCGGCCCCAGGCGUCCCAGCCAUGGUCCGCCCAAUGCUCUUGCUCAGCCUCGGCCUCCUGGCUGGUCUGCUGCCGGCGCUGGCCGCCUGCCCCCAGAACUGCCACUGCCACAGCGACCUGCAGCACGUCAUCUGCGACAAGGUGGGGCUGCAGAAGAUCCCCAAGGUGUCAGAGAAGACCAAGCUGCUCAACCUACAGCGCAACAACUUCCCGGUGCUGGCUGCCAAUUCGUUCCGGGCCAUGCCGAACCUCGUGUCAUUGCACCUGCAGCACUGCCAGAUCCGCGAGGUGGCCGCCGGUGCCUUCCGCGGCCUCAAGCAACUUAUCUACUUGUACCUGUCCCAUAACGACAUCCGCGUGCUGCGCGCAGGUGCCUUCGACGACCUGACCGAGCUGACCUACCUCUACCUGGACCACAACAAGGUCACUGAGCUGCCCCGGGGGUUGCUCUCCCCGCUGGUCAACCUCUUCAUCUUGCAGCUCAACAACAACAAGAUCCGUGAGCUGCGCGCAGGCGCCUUCCAGGGAGCCAAGGACCUGCGCUGGCUCUACCUGUCGGAAAACGCGUUGAGCUCCCUGCAGCCCGGGGCCCUGGACGACGUGGAGAACCUCGCCAAAUUCCACGUGGACAGGAACCAGCUGUCCAGCUACCCCUCAGCUGCCCUGAGCAAGCUACGGGUGGUGGAGGAGCUGAAGCUGUCCCACAACCCCCUGAAAAGCAUCCCGGACAAUGCCUUCCAGUCCUUUGGCAGAUACCUGGAGACCCUCUGGCUGGACAACACCAACCUGGAGAAGUUCUCAGAUGGUGCCUUCCUGGGUGUAACCACGCUGAAACACGUCCAUUUGGAGAACAACCGCUUGAACCAGCUACCCUCCAACUUCCCCUUCGACAGCCUGGAGACCCUCGCCCUUACCAAUAACCCCUGGAAGUGUACCUGCCAGCUCCGGGGCCUUCGGCGGUGGCUGGAAGCCAAGGCCUCCCGCCCAGAUGCCACCUGUGCCUCACCUGCCAAGUUCAAGGGCCAGCACAUCCGUGACACGGACGCCUUCCGCAGCUGCAAGUUCCCCACCAAGAGGUCCAAGAAAGCUGGCCGCCAUUAAACAGGUGGGGGCCAGGUAAACAGGUCCCCUAUGUCCCUCUUUGGUGAUUCCAGCAAGUGAGCUGGUAUCUUCCAGGAUACCCCCUGGCCCUGGAGGGUCAGGCAGACCCUCCAUUUUUACAGAGAGAGGAGGGGACGACUGGGUCCCCUGUUGAAGGGAGGAAAAGGUCCUGCCCAGGACUUCCACCAUUUUCUUCAAGCAUCAUCUGUGUUGUUGGAGUACUGACAUCGAUCUUUGCCUCUUUGCAGGUUCUGACCCAGCCAGUCCUGGUGACUGGCCUCUGCCUUCCACCGGAGAGACUACUGACCUUCUCACCUCCACCCAUACCUUCUCCCCACAGCCUCUGCUGAUGCACAGAGCUGCCUACACCUAGACACGUCCUGGCAGGGGGCCUCGGGCACUCCACUACCAACCCAGCUCCACCCAGCAGUGUCCUGGGGAGAAGGAAGGCUGAGCCUCUCCCCAGCCUUCAUGCCUUCCCCACCCUCCAGCUCCUCUUGGAGAAGCUGUUGCUGAGACCCCCCCCCCAAGUCAAUCAGAACCACAACAGGUUGGUCAUCAGGAUGGCCACCCUCCCAGGAUCAUCCUUCCUCUGUUCCUCUUUCCCUGCCACGUGGAAACAAUCAUCAGAUCCUUGCCCCACCCCUUGCUUCCAGAAAGGGUUUUAAAGCCCAUGCCCCAACUCUGCCAGCCCCCACCUGCCAGGACGUUCUAGCAGGACAUCGGUGCUUUGCUGUCCAUCUUCCCAUGCUGCAAUUUCUUCCUGAGAUUUCUAUAAAUAUAAAUGUAUGUAUGUAUUAUA
Molecule: messenger RNA, 1949 nt
Organism: Homo sapiens (human)
Lineage: Eukaryota; Metazoa; Chordata; Mammalia; Primates; Hominidae
Gene: CHAD
Product: chondroadherin
Exons: 3
Coding region: 68-1147 (359 amino acids)
Source: RefSeq, a predicted model, not a curated record